Molecule: messenger RNA, 1519 nt
Organism: Klebsormidium nitens
Lineage: Eukaryota; Viridiplantae; Streptophyta; Klebsormidiophyceae; Klebsormidiales; Klebsormidiaceae
Source: the annotation of a GenBank genome assembly
AUGGCGUUUCUGAAUUGGUUCUUCAAGAAGCCACCAGAGGGACUCGUUCAAGUCUCUGAUAGGGUUUAUGUCUUCAACUCGGUGUUCUCCCUGGACCCCCUCGAGGAGCAGGCCUACACGCGCUACAUCGAGGACACCGCCAAGAAGCUGCGCGGCACUUUCCCAGAAAGCGCGUUCAUGGUCUUCAACUUCAAGAAGGACGAGCGCAAGAGCCGGUUCACAGAGCUGCUGGGGCAACUAGACAUGACGGUCAUGGACUACCCGUUCCACUACGAGGGCUGCCCUCUCCUCAGCAUGGAGAUGAUCCACCACUUUGUGACAACGUCCGACAACUGGCUGAGCGUCGACGUGAACAAGAACCAGAUCCUGCUGCACUGCGAUUACGGGGGGUGGCCGCUGCUAGUGUUCAUCAUCUCGUGCUUUCUCAUCUUCCGACACGAGCAGACGGGGGAGACCAAGACACUAGACUUGGUCCAGAGAGAGGCGCCUCGGGGGCUGCUGCAAGAAGUGUCGGCGAUCAAUUACAGCGCUUCGCAGGUCCGCUAUCUGCAGUACAUUUCCAGGCGGAAUGUGAAGGCAGAUGAGUGGCCGCCAAAUGACAAGAUUCUGGUGCUGGACUGUUUGAUCAUGCGCACGGUGCCGAGCUUCAAUGCGGACGGGGGGUGCCGGCCAGUGGUGCGCCUCUAUGGAAGGGACCCCCAUGGGAGCAGCCAGGCGACCGAGCAGAUCUUUUCAAUGGGCAAGAAGAGCCGCUCGACCAAGGCGUACAGCAAGCGGGACACUGACGUCAUCAAGAUCGACAUCCAGUGUGCGGUGCACGGCGAUGUCGUGAUGGAGUGCAUCCAUCUGGACCUGGAGUCUGACCGCGAGAAGGAGGAGCUCAUGUUCCGGAUCGUCUUCAACACGGCCUUCGUGCGGUCCAACCUGCUGAUGCUGUCGCGGGAUGACAUCGACAUUCCGUGGAACACCAAGGAGCGCUUUGAGAAGGAGUUCAGGGCUGAGGCCCUGUUCGGCAACCCCGAGACGUUCCAGUACCACGAGCCCGUGCACCGCUCGUCCAUGUUCGGUGACCGCGACGACGAGUCGGUCAGCUCGGACCUCGUCCCGACCUCCCCCCCUUCCACCUCCGACUCCCCGCGCCGCGCCUUCGCGCGGGUCCACUCCGCAGAGACCCUCUCCGAGUACGAAAACGGCGUCAGCAAGUUCACGAUCUACGGCUCCUCCCCCGACCUCGCCUCACAGGGCCUUUCUCCAAUGUCGUCAAACGCCAGCCAGGGUUUCUCGCAGCCGUCGCCCCCGGGUUCCGCGCGCCAGAGCACCUCCGGCCAAAAGCUGUCGAGUCCGCUGCCCCCGCUCGCCCCGCACCCGAGACCCCCUCCGCCGCCCCCCCUGAAAUUGGGAGGCCCCCCUCCGCCUCCCCCCCCUCCGCGACCAAUUUCGAGCUCAGCGCCCCCACCCCCUCCGCCCCCACCCCGACCACCGUCCGCCUCCGCGCCUCCCCCCCUCCCCCUCCGCCUCU